AUGAAACAUAUCGACUUAGGUGGCCUCUCAACAAGCUAUAAUGGAGGCUCUCAGGCCAGACAUCACGAGAAGGACUGUCGUCUGAACAAAGGUGGUUCUUCAUCAAGACGUGUAGUUGAAAAUGCAAACGUACCCAAGAAGGCCAGCGGAAACACUUUCUGCAAGUGGUGUGGCAAAACUUGGUUCCACGGUCACUCUUGCCCUGAAUACCAAGCUAUGAAGGGUUCGUUCAAGGUGUUGAGCGUGAGAAGAGAAAAUAGCGGUCAUCGACCCUAUACAACUGGCUCCAGUAGUCAGAAACAAAAGCGUCAUUCCCGUAAUGGCAAAGGAAAGCAAAAGGACUCCGGGUCCAGCGAAAGUGACCUCUUCCGCGAGGCUAUGGAAGACAAAGAAUGUAAGUCUUCCACAUCAAACAAAAACACUUUCAAUUUAAUAACACCAUUGCUUCUCAAUGACAUUAGAAUCAUCGGAAAGGUGGAUCCUGGCUCAGAUGUUAGCAUCAUUAACAAAUCCGUUUUGAAUAAAAAAUUCUCUACUAUCAAAAAUGUCAAAGCAUUGGGUGGUUAUUUAACCUUUUUGGGCAUGAACAAAGAUGGUAGUGCAUCUAAAGCUGAACGCAUUGGAAGCACCGAACCCAUCAAAGUAACUUAUAUGAAUGGAAUCACAUUUGAACAUUCCUUUGAAAUCAUUGACUUCAAUGAUUCCAUGGCUGAAGAGUUUGAUGUACUCCUAGGAGUCGACAUCUUGCCUCGCCUCAACAUCUAUCUUAGUGGAGUAGCUCAUUGCUUUCCUGACACCGAAAACGAAAUUGCUCAAUUCAAGAAUAUAAACUAUGACACUGAAAACGUCUAUAAUCCAGAAAAUGCUGAUUAUGGUACUUCUCAGAAACGUCAAAUCCUUCUACAACAGAUCGAACAAUCUCUGAAUGCCAACAAGAACAUCCCUGCUGACGCAGUAUGUUCCAUGCCUGAAAGUGUAGUGCAUGUUCCUAUAUCCAAUCCCAAGGAUUGCUUCAUUCGCCAGUAUCCAUUAUCCAUCAACUCGCAUGCCGAGAUUGACAAACAAAUCAAAGAAUGGCUUCAAAAUAAGAUUGUUGAACGCUGCAAACCCUCAUCAGUGUUCCAUUCACCUCUGAUUACGGUGACAAAGAAGGAUGAGAACGAUCAACCCACCAAAUUGAGAGUGUGUUGUGAUCUUGGUCGCAUCAAUGCGUCCAUUGAUGACAAUUACCAUGAAAAUUAUGCGGUUCCCAAGAUUCACGAAAUCUUUGAACGAGUGUCCUCUAGCGCACGCAUAAUAAGUAAAAUUGACUUACACCAAGCAUACUAUUCGUAUGGUGUGCAUGAAGCAUCUCGCAAUGCCCUUAUAUUCUCGCAUAAUGGCAUUUUUUACAGAUGGUGUAGGGCCCCUUUUGGCCUAAAAUUUAUGAGCUCUCUGUUCGUAAAAUGCAUGUCAAUUUUAUUCACUGGUUUAUCCGACGAACUAAAAUUCGAAAUGGAAAAGAACAUGGAUCCUUCCCAAGUUGAUCCAACCAAAGUAUGGGGUGGCAUUGAACACUACAUAGAUGACUGUGUCCUGCAUAGUAUCUGCGAGAAAAGCCACAUCAAGCUUAUCAAUCUUGCCGUUAAUCGCUUGACAUCCGUCAACCUGCGCAUCAAUGUGAAAAAAUGUUCAUGGUUCCAGACAUCAGUCUUUUUACUAGGCUUUGUGGUUGGACCUGGCAUACAAAAGAUUGAUAUGCGUCGUUUAUCUGACAUAGACGAAUGGCCCAUUCCCAAAACUGCAAAACAAGUUCGCUCGCUUAUGGGUGUCGUUUCCCAUCUGCGAAACUUUUGUCCCAUGCUGUCCAAGGUUGCUGAGCCCAUCGAUAGUCUUCGAAAUGACAGUGACGUAAAAAAGAAUUGGACACAAUUGCAUACUGAUCGGUUCAAUACCAUCAAGCAAAUACUGCUCUCAAACCAAAUACUGCAUGCUCCAGUGUUGGACGACAAAAUGUUCCUCCAAUGCGAUGCUAGUCUCUAUGGCAUCGCUGCCUGUCUUUAUCAAAAGGAUAAACUGGGUAGAAUCAAGCACAUUGCAUUUGUUAGCAGAUCUCUCAAUUCAGCUGAGCGCAACUGGUCUACAAACCGUAGAGAGUGUGCCGCUGUUGUAUUUGGAUUCAUCAAAUUUAGAUCGCUACUGUGGGGUCAUAAUGAUAUCGAGGUCCUGACCGAUCAUUUGGCAUUGACCUACAUGUUCACAUCUACUUCACUAAACAGUACGCUCCAGAGCUACUUGGAAAUCUUGGGAGAAUUUCACUUCACAAUUUCACAUGUGAAAGGCAUUGAAAAUGUUCUCUGUGAUGCUCUCUCAAGGGUAUAUCCAAUAAUCGAUGAAGACAAAUGGCUGGAAGAUGAAAAUGGUCGACAGAUGAGAAAAUUGCAUAAGCUCAUUCUGAUCAAAAGGGACACCAACAAAAAGAUUGAAGUAAACCGUCAACGCACAGUCUAUUCUCAGGACCGCAAUCUCAACGUACUUGCUGUGAAACUAAAUAGCAAAGAAUUCCAGAAUUCUACAACGGAUUACAUUGCUCCUCCAGAAGCAGAUCGGGCUCAAAUCAUCAAAGAUGCACAUAAAAUAGGCCAUUUUGGCAUUGAGUCUGUGGUUCAACAUAUCCACACGUAUUUGGGUUUACAUUGGAACACCAUCUACGCUGAUUGCAAGGAAAUACUUAAAGCAUGUCCUGAAUGUGCAAAGCACAACGUCGCUCGUCGAGGUUUCAACCCUGCUAAAAGCAUCGUCAGCUUUGAUGCCUUUGAUCACAUUGCUAUGGAUAUCUUAGGUCCUAUGUCGAUCACCGAUAAGGGAAAUGUUUAUGUGCUGGUUGUGAUUGAUCUCUGUACUCGCUACAUUAUAGCUCGUCCAAUUCCUAACAAAAAUGGCGCUACAGUCGCUCAAGCCAUACUAUCCAUCUAUGGUGAUUAUGGUGUUGCUAUUAGCAUCCAACAAGCUGACAAUGGCAAGGAAUUCAAAUCCAAUCUCAUGGAUCAUUUCACUAAAACGCUUGGCAUCAAGCAGCGACAUUCUCUUCCUUACUACAAACAAUCCAAUGGUAGUGCUGAGAACGCUAUCAAACAAUUCGAGCAUACGCUACGCAAAAUGUGUGGUAAUGACACGCAUAACUGGGAUGAUCGCGUACCCAUCGUCCAACUUGCACUCAACAUGAAAGUCAAAGAGCGUACUGCCAGUACCCCAUUCAGUCUCAUGUUUGCUCGUCAGGUUAACGUCAAUCCCAAUCCAAAUAAACUCAACCUCAAUGGACGUCCUGCACUAUCCAUUCAAGAGCUCCAACAGCGUAUCGAACACAUGAAUACCAUCGUGUUUCCUGCUCUCCAAGAGCGUACACAACGGCUUGCUGAGGAAUACAAUAAGCGUAUGGAUAAACGUCGAUACAUCCUACCUGAACUAGCCUUUGACUCUCCUGUCAUGGUCAGCCUUGAAGAAGGUCGUUCAUCCAAACUCGCGCCUCUCUAUGCUGGCCCAUAUUUCGUUGUCAAGCGUACUCAAGCUGGCAAUUACAUUCUAAAAGACGAAACCAAUUCUCUCAUGCAUCGUGAAUAUACUCCUUCUGAACUCAAACCUGUCAACAUUGAUGAAACUACCAUUGAAGACGAAAUCUUUGAAGUUGAGGACAUUCGCGAUCAUCGCUACCGCGAUGAUGAUGAGAUCGAAUACCUAGUUAAAUGGGCUGGUUAUUCUGAACGUGAAAAUGAAUACAUUACAGCUGAUCUGUUCUCCUCUCCCAUUCCAAUCAAAAAAUACUGGGAAAAGGUCAAGCUCAACAAGGAACUGCAACAUCAAAGACAUGCACCACUACCUACAAACAAACGCCCCUCAAAACAGGCUGGUAACAAGCAAAAAGCAGGCACUGAUCACACAAGCCGCGAAAACACUCGCCGCAAACAUUAG
Messenger RNA from Mucor velutinosus, 3948 nucleotides. RefSeq lists its product as uncharacterized. The transcript has a single exon. Gene Ontology annotation, biological process: DNA integration. Gene Ontology annotation, molecular function: nucleic acid binding. The record is from RefSeq and is a predicted model, not a curated record. The coding region runs from base 1 to 3948 and encodes 1315 amino acids. Lineage: Eukaryota; Fungi; Mucoromycota; Mucoromycetes; Mucorales; Mucoraceae.